Mucor velutinosus is the source of this 1206-nucleotide messenger RNA. RefSeq lists its product as uncharacterized. Gene Ontology annotation, molecular function: aspartic-type endopeptidase activity. The record is from RefSeq and is a predicted model, not a curated record. The transcript is spliced from 2 exons. Gene Ontology annotation, biological process: proteolysis. Bases 1 to 1206 code for a protein of 401 amino acids. Lineage: Eukaryota; Fungi; Mucoromycota; Mucoromycetes; Mucorales; Mucoraceae.
AUGAAAUUCUCCUUAGUCUCUUCUUGUGUCGCUCUGGUUGUCAUGACUCUGGCAGUCGAUGCUGCUCCCAGUGGUAGCAAGAAGCUUUCCAUUCCUUUGGCCAAGAACGACAAUUACAAACCCGAUAUUAAGCGUUCCCUUGCUAAGGUUCGUGCAAAGUACCUGAAGCACAUCAUCAACCCUCUCCAUGGUGCUCCCGGUAAUGCCACUACAGAUGGUGGCAACACUAUUGAUGGUACUGGCUCCGUUCCUGUUACUGAUUAUGAAAAUGACGUUGAAUACUAUGGUAUUGUCAAGGUCGGUACUCCUGCUCAAUCUCUCAAGAUCGACUUUGAUACUGGUUCCUCGGAUUUCUGGUUUGCUUCCACUUUGUGUUCUAGCUGUACCGCUCACACUCGUUACAAUCCUAGCAAGUCCACCACCUAUGCUCCAGAUGGUCGCCCUUGGUCCAUUCGCUACGCUGAUGGUUCCACUGCUGGUGGUGUCUUGGCUAAGGAUACUGUCAAUGUAGGCGGUCUUGUUAUUAAGGGCCAAACUAUCAAUUUGGCCAAGACAUUAUCUAGCAGUUUCGCUAGUGGCCCUGUUGAUGGCCUCAUGGGUCUCGGUUUUGACACCAUUACCACUGUCGCUGGCAUCAAGACUCCUGUUGAUAACUUGAUCAGCCAAGGUCUGAUCUCUUCUCCUGUCUUUGGUGUCUGGCUCGGUAAGGCUAGCAAUGGUGGUGGUGGUGAGUACUUGUUUGGUGGUUCCAACCCCAAACAUUACACUGGUUCCUUGACUACUGUCCCUGUUGAUAACUCUCAAGGCUGGUACAGUAUCACUGUUGAUGGUCUCAGUGCUGGCAACACUCCUGUUUCUGACUCCUUCACUGGUAUUUUGGACACUGGUACCACUCUUUUGCUCCUCCCCAAGACCAUUUCUGACCAGGUUGCUUCUCAAUAUGAUGCUACUGAUAAUGGCGAUGGUACUUAUCUUAUCAACUGUGAUACUACCAACUUUGAGCCUCUUGAAUUCUCCAUCAGUGGUGCUCAAUUUGAGGUUUCCGUCGAAUCCCUCAUCUUCCAACAAAGUGGUUCCUACUGCUAUGCAAGCUUCGGUUAUUCUCCCGGUAUUGACUUUGCCAUUCUGGGUGAUGUCUUCUUGAAGAACAACUAUGUUAUCUUUAACCAAAAGGUUCCUGAAGUCCAAAUCGCCAAAGCCCGUUAA